AUGGCUCCUUCCAACCUCCCCCCCAUUUUCAAUGCUACUUCGCAGGACAUUGAGAUGCUGCUCGCAGCUCAAUGCCACUUGGGAUCCAAGAACUUGCAAGUGCACAUGGAGCCUUACCUCUGGAAGACUCGUCCUGAUGGAAUCAACGUGAUCAACAUCGGCAAGACCUGGGAAAAGAUUGUCCUUGCUGCCCGUAUCAUCGCGGCCAUUGACAACCCCGCUGAUGUCGCUGUUAUCUCUGCUCGUCCCUACGGCCAGCGCGCCGUCUUGAAGUUUGCCGCCCACACCGGUGCCACUGCUAUUGCCGGUCGGUUCACCCCCGGUAACUUCACCAACUACAUCACUCGCUCCUUCAAGGAGCCUCGCUUGAUCAUCGUCACCGACCCCCGCACCGAUGCCCAGGCUAUCAAGGAGGCCAGCUACGUCAACAUCCCCGUCAUUGCUCUCUGCGACACCGACUCCCCUACCGACUUCAUCGACGUUGCCAUCCCUACCAACAACAAGGGUCGUCACGCCAUCGGUCUCAUCUGGUGGUUGCUCGCCCGUGAGGUCCUCCGUCUCCGCGGCACUCUCGCUACCCGCGAGACCGAGUGGGACGUCGUUGUCGAUCUUUACUUCUACCGCGACCCUGAGGCCGAGGAGACCAAGGAGAUCACCGAGGAAACUAAGGUUGCCAGCGCUGACGAGGUCGGCCCCGCUGCUAUUGAGUCUGGCUUCGCUGGUGACAGCUGGGACGCCGCUGGUGCUGCUGCUGCUGGUCCUGGUGCUAUCCCCGCCCCUGCUUUCGCUGCUGCCUCUGGUGCUGCUGGUGCCAGCUGGGAAGCCGAUGGUGGUGACUGGGCUACUGAGACCCAGGCAACUGCCACCGCCGCCGCUGCCGCUACUGCCAACCCCGAAACCAAGUGGUAA
Messenger RNA from Talaromyces rugulosus, 909 nucleotides. RefSeq lists its product as uncharacterized. Bases 1 to 909 code for a protein of 302 amino acids. The transcript is spliced from 2 exons. Lineage: Eukaryota; Fungi; Ascomycota; Eurotiomycetes; Eurotiales; Trichocomaceae. Gene Ontology annotation, cellular component: cytosolic small ribosomal subunit; ribosome; 90S preribosome. Gene Ontology annotation, molecular function: structural constituent of ribosome. The record is from RefSeq and is a predicted model, not a curated record. Gene Ontology annotation, biological process: cytoplasmic translation; ribosomal small subunit assembly.